Nycticebus coucang (slow loris) is the source of this 2279-nucleotide messenger RNA. It is a transcript of the gene ZFP2, whose product is annotated as ZFP2 zinc finger protein. Gene Ontology annotation, biological process: negative regulation of transcription by RNA polymerase II; regulation of cytokine production; regulation of immune system process. The transcript is spliced from 3 exons. Lineage: Eukaryota; Metazoa; Chordata; Mammalia; Primates; Lorisidae. The record is from RefSeq and is a predicted model, not a curated record. Bases 391 to 1785 code for a protein of 464 amino acids.
GCGUGGAGGGACCUGCCCGCGGAGGUCUCGGGACGCGGGUCACCCUGCUCGGUGGCGGCCGCAACGCGGCCCGGCCCUCUGGCUCCUGGGUCUGCGGGGCGCGGCCCUCCGGGAAAAGGGGGGACAUAGAGCUGCUUAGGGAAACCUUUUUUUUUUUUCUUUUAAAUUUCAGUAUAGGAGAACUCAGAAACUCAAGCAAAAGCAUUCAAAAUCUGCAUGUCGCUCUGCCUCUGAGCUCUGCCCCUUCCCUAGGGAGGGCCCUGCAGGAAGGAAGAAGACGACAAUGGCUGCUGGGCCUCUGCCUGUGGGAGCUCAGACUGGGAGACAAGACUUGAAACCAAAGAGUCAACUCCAAAGCCCAACAUUACUGAAGAUUUGCCUGAUGGGGUGAUGGAAAGGGAAGGUCUCUGGCAUUCUACUUUAAGGAAAAGCUGGAAUUCUGAUCAUUGGUUAGAGAAGCAACAAAAAAUCCAAGACAGACAUCAGAGCCAGGUGGCACCUACCCAUAAGGAAGUCUGCCUUGAGAGGAGGGUAUGUGGAGGUAAUGAAUUUGAAAGGCUUUUCAGUCAGCAUUCAAUCCAUGAUAUGCAACCACACAUUUGUGUGGCAAAAAGGCCCCAUCAUUGGAAUUCACAUGAAAAAGAUGCCAAAAGAAAUUCCGAGUUAACUAAAACUCAAAGAAUGUUUGUAGGAAAGAAAGUCUAUGAAUGUAAUGAGUGCAGGAAAACCUUCAGCCAGAGCUCCUCCCUUCUUAAGCACCAGAGGAUUCAUACUGGAGAGAAACCCUAUAAGUGUAAUGUGUGUGGGAAGCACUUCAUUGAACGCUCCUCCCUUACUGUACAUCACAGGAUUCACACUGGAGAGAAACCCUACAAAUGUAAUGAGUGUGGGAAAGCCUUCAGUCAGAGUAUGAAUCUUACUGUUCAUCAAAGAACGCAUACUGGAGAGAAACCCUAUCAGUGUAAAGAGUGUGGAAAAGCCUUCCGUAAGAAUUCAUCUCUUAUUCAACAUGAAAGGAUUCAUACUGGAGAAAAACCCUACAAAUGUAAUGAAUGUGGGAAAGCUUUUACCCAAAGCAUGAAUUUGACAGUGCACCAGAGAACUCAUACAGGAGAAAAACCCUAUGAAUGUAACGAAUGUGGAAAAGCUUUCAGUCAAAGCAUGCACCUUAUUGUACAUCAGAGAAGUCACACUGGAGAGAAACCCUAUGAAUGUAGUGAAUGUGGAAAAGCCUUUAGUAAGAGCUCAACUCUGACCCUACAUCAGCGAAAUCACACUGGAGAAAAACCCUACAAAUGCAACAAAUGUGGGAAAUCCUUUAGCCAAAGCACAUACCUUAUAGAACAUCAGAGACUUCAUUCUGGAGUAAAACCUUUUGAAUGUAAUCAGUGUGGAAAAGCUUUCAGUAAGAAUUCAUCUCUUACUCAGCAUCGGAGAAUUCACACUGGAGAGAAACCUUAUGAGUGCAUGGUAUGUGGAAAACACUUCACUGGGCGAUCAUCCCUUACUGUACAUCAGGUUAUUCACACUGGAGAGAAACCGUAUGAAUGCAAUGAAUGUGGAAAGACCUUCAGCCAGAGUGCAUACCUCAUUGAGCAUCAAAGAAUUCAUACUGGUGAGAAACCAUACGAAUGUGAUCAGUGUGGAAAAGCCUUCAUUAAGAAUUCAUCCCUUACAGUGCAUCAGAGAACUCAUACAGGAGAGAAGCCCUAUCAGUGUAAUGUCUGUGGAAAAGCCUUCAGCCGGAGCACAAACCUUACACGUCAUCAAAGAACGCACACGUGAGGAAAGACCCCUUCAACACGAUUGACUUUCAUUAGUAACCAGUUAUGUCAUUAAUACAGAAACCUAAUAAAUGUAACAAUUGUGGGAAUCUUUUGGUUGAAAUAUAGCAUACUGUGCCAGACGUAUACCACACAGACCACUGCAGAGAAACCAUAGAAAAGUGGAAAAGUCUUAAUUCAGAAAGGAAAACUUACUUUACAUCAGAAGAUGGAAGUAGCUAACAGUAAAAACAAUGACAAUUCAUGCCGAAAGGUAAGUUCUGUUAUAUCCUACUACAGAUUCUGCCUUGAAUAUAUUCCAGAGACUUGACCCUGGAGAGAAAAUGUGAAGGUGCUUAAUGGACAGCUCAAAGACCUGGUAUAUAGUUCUGGAUAAGGCACCUACUUUCACCAUAUCACAGCUUCUUUAUCUGGUAAGACUGACUUGGGAUUUAAAUGUUUUCAGGAUCCGUUUUAGCUCUAAAGUGCUACAAACCUGUAAAUAUACUGAAUGCU